UGACUGCACAGCGUUCCCGGCCUGGCAUGGUGCACUUGUCCUCCGCAGGACUCCAUUUCCUCUCUGCAUUAAGUCCCAAGAGAGCCCAAGUGGACACAGAGCCUUCAACCAGAUCUGCCAGAGCACCAACAAUUCUUCACAAAGAAGCAAAAGAACUCCAAGAAUCCCAGCCGACCGGAGGGAAAGGCUUCUUCCCAGAGGAGCGGCGGCAGCGGCGGCCACCCACUCACACGAUUUAUUGUCAAGACUGUUGAAAGUAUAACCAUCCGAGAUGCCCGUCCCUCCCCCACCGGCACCCCCACCGCCACCCACACUGGCGCUGGCCAAUACAGAGAAGCCUACCUUGAAUAAGUCAGAGCAGGCUGGGAGAAAUGCUCUUCUGUCUGAUAUCAGCAAAGGGAAGAAACUAAAGAAGACAAUCACCAACGACAGAAGUGCACCAAUAUUGGACAAGCCCAAAGGAGCCGGUGCUGGCGGUGGUGGAGGCUUUGGUGGAAGCAGCGGGUUUGGCGGAGGAGGGGGCAGCGGUGGAGGAGGAAGCAGCGGCGGUGGUGGCAGUUUUGGAGGCGGCGGACCUCCCGGCUUGGGAGGACUGUUCCAGGCUGGAAUGCCCAGGCUGAGAUCCACGGCCAGUAGAGAGAAUGAUUCUGGAGGAAGCCGAGCGCCAAUUUUGCCACCCGGAGGAAGAUCGGCGUCUGCCAAGCCCUUCUCGCCCCCCAGCGGUCCGGGGAGGUUUCCUGUCCCUUCUCCGGGCCACCGCAGCGGCCCCCCGGAGCCUCCCAGGAACCGAAUGCCUCCGCCCAGGCCCGACGUGGGCUCAAAGCCCGAGAGCCUUCCCCCGCCAGUACCGAACACGCCGAGGCCCAAUCAAUCGAGCCUGCAAAGCCGGGGGUCCCCCCCAGUGCCCGGAGCCCCCAGGCCUCCCGGCCCCGGGCCUACUCCUCCGCCCUUCCCUGGAAGCCGAGCUGCGGCGUUCGGCGGGGGCUCCCUGCGGCAGACACCCUCGGGCUCCCCCUCCCCGUUCUCCAGCCGGCCGCCCCUGCCCCCCACCCCGAGCAGGGCCGCGGAGGACAAGCCGCCGCCCCCGCCGCCCCCGGUGGGCAACAGGCCGGCCCUGCACCGGGAGGCCGGGCCCCCGCCGCCCCCGCAGAACAGCAAACCCCCGGUGCCCUCCACGCCGCGGCCCGCGCCCUCCACCGCCUCGCAGGCACCGCCCCCGCCGCCGCCCCCCUGCCGGCCCGGCCCCCCGCCCCUGCCUCCCGGGGGCUCCGGCGGCGCCGACGAGAUCCCCAGGCUCCCGCAGCGGAACGUGUCCCUCACCUCGUCCGCACCUCCCUUACCGUCACCCGGGCGGUCGGGCCCCUUGCCUCCCCCGCCCAGCGAGAGACCCCCUCCUCCGGUGAGGGACCCACCAGGCAGAUCAGGGCCCCUCCCACCGCCACCGCCAGUGAGCAGAAAUGGCAGCACGAAUCGGGCCCUGCCUGCCACCCCUCAGUUGCCGGCCAGGAGUGGAGUAGAUAGUCCCAGGAGUGGGCCCAGGCCUCCUCUUCCUCCGGAUAGGCCUGGCGCUGGGGCACCGCCCCCACCUCCACCAUCGACAUCCAUUAGAAACGGCUUCCAAGACAACUCAGGUGAAGAUGAGUGGGAAAGCAGAUUUUACUUCCAUCCAAUUUCUGAUUUGCCACCUCCAGAGCCAUAUGUACCAACGACCAAAAGUUAUCCCAGCAAAUUGGCAAGAAACGAAAGCCGGAGUGGAUCCAACCGAAGAGAAAGGGGUGCCCCACCCCUCCCUCCCAUCCCGAGGUGAUCCUUGCCUGCUCUUCUCUCUCCAGACUCCAGAGCACCUUCUCUUGUUUGCUGUCUGAGAAUUACACACCUUCCUCCCCUGUCCCUUGUCCUCUUCAUUUAUGGCAAGAAGGAAAAAGAGAGGGUGAGGGGAAUUUCUGUGUGAGGAGGGUGAGGAUCCAGUAGAGAAAUGCACCUAGCUUUUUAUAUCCUGUAUAUUUUCACAGCUUUCGCUUGCUUCAGCUACAGCCUGCUCGUGCUGGCUUUGAGAUCCAUAGCCUUUUGUGCAGAUAGGCAGAGAUGCAUUGUAUCCCUGCCCUCAACCCAACCUUCACUGCAUUUGCUACAGGCUAUAAUUAUGAAAGCCCCCGAGAACUGUUAUCGCCUAUGCUUUUUUCGAAUGCUUGGCCUCCUGUGAGUCUGUGUUCAGGAACCCAGACCACUGAGAUAAGUUGCCGAGCAAGGGCUCACACAAAGCUUUUGCAGUUACAGGAUGCCCGGUCGUGGGCAUUCUGAGGUAGGCUGGAGGACAGAGCUGUCCAAUAGAAAUAUAAUGUGAGCCCUGUAUACAGUUUUAAAAUUUCUACUAGGCACAUUUUUGUAAAGGUAAAAAGAAACAGGAGAAGUUAAUUUUAAUAUAUUUCACUUAUACCUACACAUCCAAAAUAUCAUUUCAACCUCUAAUCCAUAUAAGAAUUAUUAAUGAGAUAUUUUACAUUCUUUUUGGUACUAAGUGCUCCAGACCCAGGGUGUUUCUGUACUUAGAGCACAUUUCCAUUUGGACUAAUUACAUGACAAGUGGUCAGUGGCCACAUGUGCUGAGUGGCCACUCUCUUGGACAGCACAGGUCGGGAAGAUGGAAGUUAGUUCAAAAACCUCUUGUUUAAAAAGCAAAAAUAGCUAAAUGAGCUUUAGCAAUUCAAGACAUACCUAAAAAUAAAGUUAGGACCCAACACUUUAUUUGGCAGGCAGCUUGACCCUAGAUUUUGGUCCCUUCCUUUUCCUCUUCCCUUCAUGUCUGUGUACAAGUGUUGCUUCACAGUAUCAAGGUCAGAAAUGGAUCUUAUACGGUUUACAGUGACAUGGAAUAAAGCCAUCAGAAAGAAACUGAAAGCCAGUUGGGGCUUCCAGGCUCAGCACCAGCUGCCUUGUGCAUUCACUUGUCAGUCAGAUGCCUGCCUUGCAGAUUUGAAGUGGCCUUUGUUUCCUUCCCACUGAGUAAGCUCCUCAGGGCCAGGAAUGGCAAGGAAGCUAGCUAGGUGGGAGGGGAGGAAAGAGAAAGGUAUCAAGACAGAAGCACAGAAGUGCAUGACAGAUUUGAGUUGAUGGGCAAAACUCUCAAAAAUCUAAAUCUGAUGCUUAUGGGGUUGACUGAAUUAGGGAGCUUGCUACUAGAAUUAGGGGGUUACUUUGAAUCUAUCCAGUAGAAUCAUUUAACUUAGAUCUAUGCAAAUAGAGCUCCACUAAAGGACCAGGAGGAGGAGCCAACCUUGCCUUUUUUUAAUGUGAUUUUGUUUACAAAAUUUUACUGGGACUUUUAAAUCUAGCUAUAGAGUUGGAAAAAAUACUUCCACUUUGAUGUUUUAUAUGGUUAUGUUUAAAAUUGCCAUUACUCGUUUUUUAAAAGCACAUGACUACAUAUAUAUAUAUAUGUAUAUCUACCUAAACUUUGUAUCAGUUUAUCGAAUUCAGUGUAUUGAUCAUGUGUUACUGGGAGAUGCUAAUAAGAAAUCAAUCCAAAGAAAAAAUUGAAAGAUGCAUUCCUAUUUAUAGAAUAAAUAACUUUCAUUUAUAUAAAAGCAGAAGAACUUAACAGUUCUAAUAAAUGGAAUGUGUAAUAAAUUAUGAAGUUACCAAUUUGAAUAUAUUGUACUUUUAUAACUUCCCUUGCCAAAGUCCUGGGCUUAGUACAUUGGAGAACUUGUUUUCUUCCCCCUCUAUUGCCAUUCCUCUAUCUUAUGGCUACAUUCACUAGGGGCUGUUACUUAGAAUCAAAAAAUAUAAAGGGAUAUAACAAGCUUGGCCAAAAUAUUUUUUUAUUUUUUGUUCCUAAUUUGGUAAUUUAGCAGCAUGAUUUUAUUUUGGGUUCUUUGUCCAGAUGUCAACAGUGACUAAUACCUGUAUGAUAAAGCCUAAUGACCCAAAAAAAUACCAUUGGGCCUUCCUAACAAAUUGACAGAGAAAAGUCUGACCCAAAGAAAGCAGGUCUGAAUUUUAUAAAGGGUAAAAUUUGUAGAGGGAAUUGGACAAGUCUUUGUAUAUCUCAACUUUGCAGGUACCUUUCUAAAGUAUGAAACAGAGUAACAGCUCAAAGUUGCCUUUCAUCCAGAAUAGAGAUGUUUCAGAACAUAUUUUAAGAGAAUGUUUCAUGAAUACACCUACACCCUUUCUUUGAAAGUUAGCAACUAAUUACAUCCACAACUUUGAACAAGUUCUAUACUAAAAUCUUUAACUGUGGAAAAUCAUGAAAAUGAGCAUUUCCUUCCCUUGAAAUCAGAGCUCACGUGUGUUUUUCCGUAAGACUUCCAAAUAAAUAUAUUCAAGAGGCAAUACAGUAUUUUAACAUUCACAUAUCAUUUUAUAUUGAAAUGUAUUACAGUAUUAAAAUUCAGUGUUCUGUAUUUAUUUCACUAUGCAUUUUAUUUAGCAAAAGCCAAGAAAAAUAUUUAAUCCAAUGGUGCCUUACUUUGUGAUUUGAAAGAAAUCAACUUUUUAUGUCUAAGUAGCAGAUUAUUUGCAUAUUUGUAAAAACUGUUAGACCUUUAUCUUUUAACUUGUAAUACCAAUUUUGUUAUUUUAGUAGCCGAAAUGAAAUAGUUAUUAAAGUGCCCUAACAUUUUGGUAUGAAAUUAAUUUUCCCCUGUUUAUAGUCAGGGACUAUAGAAGAAUAAAAAUAUUUUUUUCAUAUCAUUGCACUGUGUAAACAGACACAUCUUGGUAUCUGUGUCAUCAGGAUAGUUUAAAUGGUAGGGUAGAAUCUACCCUAGACAUCUACGUCUUUGUAAGUUAGCCAGACAAUAAAUAAAAGCAGAAUGAUACAGUGUCAA
Messenger RNA from Heterocephalus glaber (naked mole-rat), 4832 nucleotides. RefSeq names its product WAS/WASL interacting protein family member 1 (gene Wipf1). Gene Ontology annotation, molecular function: actin binding. The record is from RefSeq and is a predicted model, not a curated record. Gene Ontology annotation, biological process: actin filament-based movement. Gene Ontology annotation, cellular component: actin filament. NCBI's taxonomy places the organism in Eukaryota, Metazoa, Chordata, Mammalia, Rodentia, Bathyergidae.